Trypanosoma cruzi is the source of this 930-nucleotide messenger RNA. RefSeq lists its product as uncharacterized. The transcript has a single exon. The record is from RefSeq and is a predicted model, not a curated record. Bases 1 to 930 code for a protein of 309 amino acids. Lineage: Eukaryota; Euglenozoa; Kinetoplastea; Trypanosomatida; Trypanosomatidae.
AUGACUGGAGUAGUGCCAGAGAUUAAAGAGACGAAUGCGGAGAGCGGUGGAACUGCGAGAUUUCUUUUUUUUGGAAUUGUCACUGUCAUUGUCGCGCUUUUCAUAGCCAGGUUUAUUUCACGUUAUGUUUUUGGAGCCAUUGGCGUCUACUCGCGGCACCGUCACACAUUGUUGUUGAUUGGACUGUGCGGAAGUGGAAAGACGGCUCUUUUUGCACAGCUUGUUGCACAGAAAUGUGUUUCUGCGCGGACGAGCAUGCAGCCUAAUCGUGCAGUCAUGACCCGACGUCAACUCUCGAGUCACAAGGAGAAGGAGGAGGAGGAGUCAUCAUUUUCUGCGCCGUCGAGGUUUUCAAAUGGGGCGAAUGCGUCUCAGGUUGUUGUAGACUUUCCCGGUCACCGUCGUCUGCGUGAUUCGCUUUUGUCCGCAGUUGAGGAGGCAAUGAGCGUUGUCGUGGUGGUGGACGCCGUUACCAUUCAAGAUGAUCGACAAGAAGGGGCUCAGGCGCUCGCGGAGCUCAUCUUUUCCGUCUUUACCUCAUCUGCGUUUUACGGUGUUCAACGUGUGCUGGUGGCAUGCACCAAGCGGGACGAGUUGACGAGUUACUCCGCCAAGGCAGUGCGGAAGCUGCUUGAGGCGGAGAUUACCCGCUUUGUUACGUCGCGUCGGGGUGAUCUGCAGAGUCUUGACAGUAUUCUUAACUCGGCUAGGGUCGUGGUGGGGCACAAAAAGAGUAAAUUUGCUGGUGGCGGUGACAGCGGCAGAAGGGAUGGCAUUGCGCAUCAGCUGUCGCUGGAUGAAUCCGGCAAGUUCACAUUUGACAAUUUUCCGGUUCCUGUACACUUUGCGGAUGUCUCCUCUGUUGUGGAUCCAGGGCGGCACCCAUUCAACGUGGAGCCCGUCUGGGAAUUUGUGGAGGGGCGCAUGUGA